CGCGUACUCUUCACUCGGCAGUUUUGAAGGGUAGCUCUUUCCGGUUCCGCACUGCGCGGAGUAGGCUUUUGGGUCUUGGGUACCCGAAGAUUGAGAGCUUCUACUCACCCCGGAGACUGCACCCGGCAGCUCUGCGGCUAUCAUCAUGCCACAAAAUGAAUACAUUGAAUUACACCGUAAACGUUAUGGAUACCGUUUGGAUUACCAUGAGAAAAAGAGAAAGAAGGAAAGUCGAGAGGCUCAUGAACGUUCAAAGAAGGCAAAAAAAAUGAUUGGCCUGAAGGCUAAGCUCUACCAUAAACAGCGCCAUGCUGAGAAAAUACAAAUGAAAAAGACUAUUAAGAUGCAUGAAAAGAGAAACACCAAACAAAAGAAUGAUGAAAAGACUCCACAGGGAGCAGUGCCUGCCUAUCUCCUGGACAGAGAAGGACAGACUAGAGCAAAAGUACUUUCCAACAUGAUUAAACAAAAGCGAAAAGAAAAGGCGGGAAAAUGGGAAGUCCCCCUUCCCAAGGUUCGUGCCCAGGGAGAAACAGAAGUAUUAAAAGUGAUUCGAACAGGAAAGAGAAAAAAGAAGGCCUGGAAGAGGAUGGUUACUAAAGUCUGCUUUGUUGGAGAUGGCUUUACAAGAAAACCACCUAAAUAUGAAAGAUUCAUUAGGCCAAUGGGCUUACGUUUCAAGAAGGCCCAUGUAACACAUCCUGAACUGAAAGCCACGUUUUGCCUACCAAUACUUGGUGUGAAAAAGAAUCCGUCAUCCCCACUGUAUACAACUUUGGGUGUUAUUACCAAAGGUACAGUCAUUGAGGUGAAUGUCAGCGAGUUGGGCCUUGUAACACAAGGAGGCAAAGUGAUUUGGGGGAAAUAUGCCCAGGUUACCAAUAAUCCUGAAAAUGACGGAUGCAUAAAUGCGGUCUUACUUGUUUGACAACAGUUUUACACUCCUUGGAAUUAUUAUAAGACUACAAAUCAAUCAGGAAAACCACCAUUACUGCACAGUGAUGGUUCUGAAUACUACCAAACAGCCUUACGUAUCUGCAGUCAUUAAGAACUAUAUAUUAAACUGUUUAAAAAAAAAAAAAAACAUUAAAAUGAGGGAGUUUGCAGGUUGUUCUUUAUUUGGGGGUUUAUGUUAAGGGUUUACAUGUUUUUAAGAUUCAACAAUUGAAAAAGCAAACCCAUAAAUACCAGUAUCUGCAUUAAAGAGUGGAUAUUCAGCAAUGCAGAUCUGUCAUUUCGGAAAAAACCACCAGUAUAACUGAAAAAAUAUCUAAGAGAAAAACAGGCUAUACAAUGUAGAAAAAAUUCAGACCUCUUAGAUAAAUCUUUUCAGUGAUCUUGUUCAGUAAGUAAAUUAACAUACUUUUUUAUGUUAGCAUUUUCUAUAUUCUGUAUAUAUGCUUGUGCUUUCAGAAUGGUACUAAAAAUUUUGGAUAAUUCCACUUAGUUUUCAUUAAUGCCCCAAAGAGAAAAUUAUUUGCAAUUAAUUGGUUAAUGUAAAUAAAAAGGUCAUGUUUUAGGGUUCUAAUUCAA
Marmota monax (woodchuck) is the source of this 1533-nucleotide messenger RNA. RefSeq names its product NSA2 ribosome biogenesis factor (gene Nsa2). Gene Ontology annotation, biological process: maturation of 5.8S rRNA; maturation of LSU-rRNA. Bases 146 to 928 code for a protein of 260 amino acids. The transcript is spliced from 6 exons. Gene Ontology annotation, cellular component: preribosome, large subunit precursor; nucleolus. NCBI's taxonomy places the organism in Eukaryota, Metazoa, Chordata, Mammalia, Rodentia, Sciuridae. The record is from RefSeq and is a predicted model, not a curated record.